Oryza brachyantha (malo sina) is the source of this 1049-nucleotide messenger RNA. RefSeq names its product flavanone 3-dioxygenase 3-like. The record is from RefSeq and is a predicted model, not a curated record. NCBI's taxonomy places the organism in Eukaryota, Viridiplantae, Streptophyta, Magnoliopsida, Poales, Poaceae.
GUUUGGCCGCAAUGUCUGACACAACAAAGAAUGUCCCUCUAGAGCAGCUGCCGUCGCAGGAGCUGCACCCGCAGCCAAUGCCGGUGAUCAACCUUGGCCACCUCAGCCUUGAUAAUCCCAUGGCGCGGUCCGGGGUGGUUGACGAUAUCGCCAAAGCAUGCCGUGAUUUGGGAUACUUCCAGGUUAUAAAUCAUGGGAUCAGUCAAUCAGUCAUGGAUGGUGCUGUGGAAGCUGCUUCAGAUUUCUUCAAACUGCCAACUGAGAUAAAGGAACAGUAUGCAUCAGAUGAUAUCCAGCAGCCUGUUAGAUAUGAUAGCUCAAAGGAUGGUAUUAGUAUGUCACGGGCAUUCCUAAAGCAUUAUGCCCAUCCCCUCUGCGAUUGGCUUCAACAGUGGCCACAGCAACCACCAAUAUACAGGGAAUACAUGGCAAAAUAUGCUGUCGAAGUAAGAGUGGUGGCUUUGAAACUGAUGGAAGCAAUUCUAGAAGGUCUAGGUAUCGGCAAGGAAUACAUGCAUGAGAAAUUUGAGGAAGGCUUACAGUUAUUGUCAGUGAAUUGCUAUCCUAAAGUGUCCCAAAGUGAUACGACAAUAGGUCUGGCAGCACAUUCUGAUUAUGGGCUCCUAACCAUCUUGCUCACAAGUUGUCCGGGCCUUGAGGUUGUUGACCGCACCAGCAACAGCUGGAAAGUGGUCCAGCAACUCCCACAUGCAUUGCAUGUCCAUAUAGGAGAUCACAUGGAAGUUCUAAGCAAUGGUCGAAUCAAGACUGUUGUGCACCGGGCUGUUCUGAAUCCUCAGGAAGCAAGGAUUUCUAUUGCUAGCAUUCAUGGUCUUGCGCUGCAUGAGAAGGUCUCCAGUGCUAAAGAACUGAUUGACGAGGAAAAUCCACAAAAGUACAAAGAAAGCAGCUUUAGUGACUUCCUAGAGCAUCUCACUGCCAAUAUGGACAACAGGCAAAGGAACUUCCUUGAGAGCCUUAGAAUGUAAGGGGCACAUUUAGGGUGCAAUCUUCACUUUAUGUCCAAAAGUAGGCUAUUUUUCUUUUCC